Molecule: messenger RNA, 2084 nt
Organism: Argentina anserina (silverweed cinquefoil)
Lineage: Eukaryota; Viridiplantae; Streptophyta; Magnoliopsida; Rosales; Rosaceae
Exons: 1
Coding region: 197-1693 (498 amino acids)
Cellular component (GO): vacuole
Source: RefSeq, a predicted model, not a curated record
AAACCAAGUCCACACCACCCACUGCACACCAAAGUCUGAAAGCAAACUCGCACCAAACUGUUCCACCAAGAUCCAACCUUUUCACCCUUGAAUCUCACUCAAAAAGGCCUCACCUUUCUUUUCUCUCCUUCCCCAAUCCAACCCCAAACCCAAACCCACCUCCCAGCUCCUCUAAUUCUCCACUGGUCUCUCCCAGAUGGGUUCCCAGCUCGGCUCCGAUGCACUACCCGUGAAACCCUCCCCGAUCCCAACCCAAGAGGACGACACCCCAAACCCAUCCGCCUCUCUCCUCUCUUUCAACACAGCCUCCACCAUUUCACCCUCAACCCCUUCCUCCCACAAACCCACCAUCAUCUUCAUCUCCCUCUUACUCACCACCUGCGUUGCUCUCUCCGCAGCUUUCGCUUUCGCCUUCCUCUUCUUCUCCAACCCCCCACCCUCCUCCUCCACCCCACCCACCUCCACCUCCACCACCACCUCGCUCGACUCCACGGCCCGCCCUCUGUCCAAACUCACCCACCCGGUCGUCAUCCUCGUCUCCUCGGACGGCUUCCGCUUCGGCUACCAGUUCAAGCUUCCAACGCCUAACAUCCACCGCCUCAUCGCCAACGGAACCGAGGCCGAAACCGGUCUGAUCCCGGUCUUCCCAACCUUAACAUUCCCAAAUCACUACUCUAUCGUCACCGGUCUCUACCCGGCCCACCAUGGAAUCGUCAACAACUACUUUGUGGACCCCAAUACGGGAGAGUUCUUCAACAUGGGCAGCCACGAGCCCAAGUGGUGGCUCGGCGAGCCGCUGUGGGAGACUGUGGUCAGCCACGGCUUGAAGGCUGCGACUUACUUCUGGCCCGGCGCUGAGGUAAAGAAAGGUGCUUGGACUUGUCCUGAGAAGUUUUGUCAGCAAUACAAUUCGUCUGUGCCUUUUGAGGAGAGGGUGGAUACGACUUUGGGGUUCUUUGAUUUGCCUAGUAGUGAGAUUCCGUAUUUUAUGACAUUGUAUUUUGAGGACCCGGAUCAUCAGGGGCACCAGGUUGGCCCUGAUGAUCCGGAGAUUACUGAUGCCGUUGGUAAUAUUGAUAGGAUGAUGGGGAGGUUGAUUGAGGGUUUGGAGAAGAGAGGGGUGUUUGAGGAUGUGACGAUUAUUAUGGUUGGGGAUCAUGGGAUGGUUGGUACUUGUGAUAAGAAGUUGAUUUUUUUGGAUGAUUUGGCGGAUUGGAUUCAGGUACCGGCGAGUUGGGUGCAGUCCUAUAGUCCUUUGCUCGCGAUUCGCCCGCCUGCAGGGGUUGAUACCGCGGAUGUGGUUGCUAAGCUGAAUGCGGGUUUGAGUUCGGGGAAGGUUAAGAAUGGGAAGAAGUUGAAAAUGUAUCUCAAGGAGAAGCUUCCUAGUCGGCUGCAUUAUGCGGCGAGUGAUAGGAUUCCUCCGAUUAUAGGGUUGGUUGGGGAGGGGUUUAAGGUGGAGCAGAAGAGCUCGAAGAAGCAAGAAUGCGGAGGAGCACAUGGCUAUGACAAUGCUGUGUUUUCCAUGAGGACCAUAUUCAUCGGCCAUGGUCCUCAAUUUGCAAGAGGGCGCAAGGUUCCUAGUUUUGAAAAUGUCCAGAUAUACAACUUGGUCACCAAGAUUCUCAAAAUCCAGGGCGCGCCUAACAACGGAUCUGACUCUUUUCCAAAUUCUAUUCUUUUGCCUAGUGUUUAGAAUCAUUCUCCCAAUUCAUGGAGCCUGCUUCUUCAAAUCCAAGCAAUGGUCCGGAAAAUUGAAGUAUCUUGAAAUGGUUUGCUCGUGUGCUAGCUCUACAAGGUCACAAAUUUUGAAGAUUAUGGCUCCCACAAGCUUAGCUGCUGAGGCUCUUAUUGCAUUGUCUAUGAUUCUAGGUAUGGCAUUAGUCCAUUUAUUUGCUUCUUUCAUAGGAGCAGCAGAUGUAAGAACCGAACAACUACUGAAGUUAUGACUCGAGCUUCUUGUAUAUGGACAUCAUGUGGUAGAAUAAUACACUGUCCGAACAUGUUUCGUGUAUAUCAUGUUGCAAUGGAUACAUUCUGUCUUGCUUAAAAACAUGUCUCAACUUAUUAUGAUCCUUUUUUCAAUC